Sycon ciliatum is the source of this 408-nucleotide messenger RNA. Its product is annotated as putative per-hexamer repeat protein 5. The transcript has a single exon. The coding region runs from base 1 to 408 and encodes 135 amino acids. Lineage: Eukaryota; Metazoa; Porifera; Calcarea; Leucosolenida; Sycettidae. The record is from RefSeq and is a predicted model, not a curated record.
AUGGGCUUGGAUGGUGGAUUAGUUGUGGUUGCUGUAGAUUGCAUUGUUGGUGAUGGUGUGGGAGCUGCUAAUAUGCAAGGUGAGUCUUUGUUGGUUGGCAAUUGUAGUGUCAAUGCCCCUGCCGGUGUUGCUUGCGAUCUGUCACUGGCAAGCUCCUACGCCGCAAGAGCCGACGGCGGAGGAUCAGGAGGAGGCAGUGGGACUGGGACCGCAAGCGGCACCACCCCAGCCAAAGCCGCCGGGGGCACUGACGAAGGAACCACCGACGGCAGGAGCAAAGGUGGCGACACAAACCGGCCCGAUGAGCCACCACGCCCACCCUCCCCCACCACCGCCACCAGCGACGGCGGAGCAAGCACAGUCUGUGAGCCAGGAUCCGCAAGUUGUGUAGGUAACGUUGUUUUCUAG